Molecule: messenger RNA, 1029 nt
Organism: Punica granatum (pomegranate)
Lineage: Eukaryota; Viridiplantae; Streptophyta; Magnoliopsida; Myrtales; Lythraceae
Source: RefSeq, a predicted model, not a curated record
AUGGCAACUCCACUAAUCACUGCCACACAAUGCUUUGUGCCUAAACCUAAGGAAGAGGAGAAGCAAGUGGAGGAGACCUACAAAAGGUAUAGACAGCUCAUAGUCCCAACCCUUCCACGGCAAAAGGGAUGGAUGAGCGAGCACUUGUACAUGCACCAAGACUAUUGGUUUGAGACGACGAUCGUAGAAGGUGUCAUGUACCUCCAGGAACACUUUAAACCUCGGCCGGCCGAUGUUCUCCUAGCCACUGCCCCCAAGUGUGGCACAACCUGGCUCAAAGGCUUGAUCUUCUCGAUCAUCAACCGAACAUGUUACAAUGCAAGUGCGAAAGACCACCCCCUGCUUACAGCCGGCGUGCAUGAGUGCAUGCCUUUCUUGGAGGUGCACCUGUUCACGGAUCUCCCUAUUGGGGACACGGAGAUCCUAUCCUCGCCACGCCUGCUAAGCACUCACGUUCCCUACGCCAUGCUGCCUGAAUCAGCCAGAGGCCCUAACGGCUGUCGCAUCGUGCAUAUGUGGAGAAACCCGAGAGACGCAUUUGUUUCUUUCUGGCACUUCGUGACCGGAUGGAGACGGAAGGCUCAACUGUCAGAACUUUCGCUUUGUGAAGCAUUCGACUUGUUCUCCCAAGGGGUGUCUCCUUAUGGACCUUUCUGGGAUCAAAUCUUAGGCUAUUGGAAAGCAAGUCAAGAGUACCCUGACAAGGUAUUGUUCCUAAAGUACGAAGACAUGAAGAGGGAUCCAAAACACCUCGUAAAAAAACUAGCCGAGUUCUUGGGGCAGCCCGUCACCGUGGAGGAGGAGGAGAGGGGCGUCGUGGACGAGAUCCUCGCUCUAUGUAGCUUUGAGAGCAUGAGCAAAGCUGAGGUCGCCGAAAAAGGGAACUUUCACGGAGGACGUCCGAGUUAUAAAGACUUCUUCAGGAAAGGCGAGGUUGGAGACUCGAAGAAUCUUCUGACGGAUGAUAUGAUUCGGCGCCUCGAAGAGAUUACUAAGGUAAAGUUCAACGGCACUGGAUUGGAAAUAUAA